AGUCCCUAUCUCAUUGUUCAAGAUGUUUAUAGAUCAUUGAAGGCAAUUUUAUGUCCGUGUUGUAGAACCAGCUUGGUUUGAUCACACUAUUUCAUGAUGAGAAGGUUGCAGUCUGUACUUGAGAGUUCUUGUAGCUUUCUAGAGGUGUAUUAGUUAUAUUUUUCAGAAUGGUAUUUUAUUGUGGGUUCUGUAGGUUUCGGUAUAGUCUCCUUGUGGCCUGUGAUAUAAUUCAGCCUUUGGAGCUUAGUGGGUUGUAUGUUUGUGUAGUAUGUUUGUAUUCUAAGCCGGUUUGACUAUUCUCCAUUUUUAAUAUUACAUCCAGAUAACCAAAAGAGACUAUAAUCGCGUCUGUUCAUUUAGAUAACUUCUGGAAAUGGGAGGCUCGUGCCAGAAAAAAAAAACAGUGUAGUUAAUGGAAUGUUCUUAUCGUACGUAAUUGUCUAUUUUUAUCGUUAAAUAAACUUAUGUUGCCAAAAUAACGUUCUAUUAAUUUUUUUUUUGGGGGUCAAAUAUAUGUAAUAGUACGUUCUACUAAUUAAAAUUCGAUAACUACAAGUUCAAUGUUGAGUCUCAAACAAUCACUUAAACAUAAAAAUGCAAUAGAUAGUUCCACUUCUAUUGCAUAUAUUUGGAAGCAUGUGAUAUUUCAUAUUACUAAUGUUAUAUGUUCUGAUUUUAAGUUUGGAAAGAUUUUCAAAUUUUUCCUAUAAUUGGAAAAAAAAACAUGACAACACGUUAAUCAACUGCAAGCUUAUGAACUAUCUAUCACAUUGUCACAUAAACAUAGAAAUUAAAACCUGGUUAAAUAAACUAAUAAUUCUCUUUAUUCUUCUAGUGUAAAGUGGUAGACGUUGUAGUUGUUAAGCCUGUUCGAUCAAAGCAGCUUGAACGACUUGCUAUAAUGUUGUUGUUGUGUAAUUUGUACGUAAGGUGAAAAGAAGAAUGAUCAACGGUUGAGUUUGUAAUCACAGAAACUGAAAUAGACACUAAUGCAGACAAAAAAAAAUUGUUUGCUUACUCCUGCGACAGACCGUUCAAGUUAAUUUUUUUUUUAAUAACAAGCACAAUCUAAUUUUAUAAUAUAUACAUUUUACUGUGAACAGCCAUAUUAAAGAACAAAACAUAUUGAAGCAAAUAUAUGUUAAAGGUUUCUAAUUAAUUCACGAGUUUCUUAUUAUUGUGUGAAUAAAUAAUUUUACAAAUCUUUAGACCCAUAUUUAUAACAGCCUCAGAAUUCGAUUUUAUUUUUCCUUAAAAAAAACAUAUUUAUCUAGAAAAAGUAAAUUUCUUAAACCUAGCAGCUUUAAAACCCGAUUUCCUUCGUCCGACCCACGAAUGUUAAAUUUUUACUGGUGCACAGAGAUUCAAGACACACAGAUUCAACACAUUUAUUUACGUGUAUGACAAGUGAGCCUUAAAACUAUCACUAUGAUUGAAGAUGAAAUAGUUGUUUAUUGGAUGGUAGCAUCCCCUAGACUAUAUUUGAGAAGUGAUUUUUAAAAAUUUGCUUACAUGUCAUCUCUACAAAGACUCUCACAAAAAAAAAGAUGACAUGGCACACUUAAAUAGAUGACAUGGCUUAUGAAAAAGAUGACAUGGCUUGUGAAUACUUAAAACUAUAACAUUAUUCUCCGAAGAAAAACUAUAUGGAAAAUAUAUGAUUCCUAUAUUCAAUCAAUAUGGAAAAUAUAUUAUUCAUAUAUUCAAUGACGUGAAUUCAAAGACGUGAAUGCUAUAUAUAUAUAUCAUUCAUAUUACCUUGCAAUAAUUAUUUAACAAAAAGCUUUAGGCCAUGUCGUCUCACACACCUAAAAAAAAUUCUUCUUCUCUUUUGACCAACACUUAUUCAGCUGAGGAAAAACUCAAACCCCUGCAGGUUCCUAUCGACGAUGAUAAAGAAUACAUCGAAGCUAUUAAAGAAGCAAGUUUUUGGUGUUCAGCAAAGUGUCUUCGUCAACUGUUUUGUACAAUGUUGCUUUCAAAUAAUACCAUAACUCCAGAAAACAUAUGGAAUGCUACUUGGAAAAUACUAUCAACAGAUAUAUCAUGCAACGAAAGGAAAAAAAUGGAUGAUACAAAUUUAAAUUUCUCAGAAGAUCAAAUUAAGAGUUUAGCUUUGGCGGAUAUCAAAUCACUCAUGCGUAUCAAUGGAAGCUAUGCGUAUCAAUGGAAGCUCCUUGACAAUAUUUAAGAUUUGAAAUGCCUUAUCAAUAAUAUAAUCUCCGUCUAUUGUUAAACGGUGGCUUUGAUUGCAAUUCUAUUUAUCUUUUAUGUUGUAUUUUAUUAAUAUUAAUUUAAAAUAUGUUAUUAUAAUUAAAUAACAAAGGCAUUUUUGUUCAAUACUUAAUAAUCUUUUGAUACCCUUCAUAUAUACAAUUUUUUCAUUAGGCGUUUUCCUUGGUCUUCUAAACUACAAAUUCUAGAACCUUGAAAUACAUUAUUACGUGCACAUGAGCUAGGCCUGGUGAGACAGUUGUGUGUGUUUUUUGGACACUUGCAGGUCUCUUGGCAACCAUGCAUAAUUUCAGUUAUUAAAUAAUCUCACCGGUUGGAAGAUACAUGCAUGUAUUCAAUAGUUUAAUAAAUUACGAAGUCAAUAAAAUUAAUAUUAAAAAAUCUGGUAUGGAUAUACAAAAAUCAAUUACACGUGGUCAUAAUGAUUCAUAUUCCAAUUUAUAUUCCAAAUUAAAUAUGUAAAAGUCACAUCUUAUUCCAACUAGGUAUGCAUAUUUAGUUAUGAUUACUCUUAUUUAUGCAUAUUUAGUUAUGGUAACUCUUAUUUAGUUAUGGUAACUCUUAUUUAUUACCAUAUUUAGUUAUGGUAACUCUUAUUUAGUUUUGGUAACUCUUAUUUAUUACCAUAUUUAGUUAUGGUAACUCUUACAAUUGCGUGACACGCAUGUCAUGUCGGUGACUUCGUGACUUCAAUAUUUCUUAAAGAUGUAAAUUUUACUUUUUUCACUCAAUUGUUUUGUAUAUUUCCCAUAAAUAGUAAAACACAAAAGAAAAGAAAUAAUUAUGGAAAAUAUAUAAUUCUCACGUGAAUUUGACCUAUUAUGCUACAUAUAGUAACUAUUACAAUUGCGUGUCACGCAUGUCAUGUCGGUUCGUGACUUCGAUAUUUCUUAGAGAUGUAAAUUUUACUUUUUCACUCAAUUGUUUUGUAUAUUUCCCAUUAAUAGAAAAACACAAAAGGAAAGAAAUAAUUAUGGAAAAUAUAUAAUUCUCACAUGAAUUUGACCUAUUAUGCUAUAUAUAUAUAUAUAUAUAUAUAUGAUAGACAACUUUAAAAUUCACUACCCAUAUUAAAAUUGCCCUCAAGUUUUACAAAGUUUAUUGCAAUGUCGAUUAUAUCUAAGAAAAACAAUUCCUUUGUUCUUGUGAAAAACAUUGAUUCCGCUGAUGAAACACAAAAAAUCAAAGUGAAGGUUCUGGUCCUCUGGAAGACCUACAAGAGUUCUGGAAACACUCAUGAGAUGGUGUUGAUUGAUGAAGAGGCUUGUGGAACAAGGAUUCAUGCUCAAGUUGAAGAAGACUUGAUGAAGAAACACCUAACUGUUCUGAAAGAAGGUGAAGCUGUGAGCAUCAAUACUUUCCAGUUGAAGGACUAUCUUGGGGAAUUUAGGACCAAUCCUUAUCCUUAUAAGAUUACAUUCUUCAGAACAACUAAGGUGAAAGCAGCUGAUGAUUUUCUCGAGUAUUAUCCCGAAAAAUACUUUUCAGACUUUGAAAAUAUAUUAUCCGGAAAGCUAGACAAAAACGUUUUGGUUGAUGUGAUUGGUCAAAUUGUCAAUAUUGGACCAAUGGAGCAGAUAAAAACAAAGGGGAAGGAUAACUCAAAGCUUGACAUUAUUCUACGAGAUACAAUGAAUGUUCAUUUGACAUGUACUUUGUGGAGUGACUUUGCGAAGAAAGUGAUGGACUAUACUAAAGAGAACAAUACCACUAUUGUUAUCUGUGUGAUUAAGUUUGCAUGCAUCAAGGAGUACAAAGGUAAUAUCUCCAUAUCAAAUGCGUUCAACUCAACGCAAAUCUUUCUCAAUCCAGAAACUGCCGAAGUGAAAACGUUUACAGCCAUGUUAUCAGGCGACAAUCAAUUGGUCACACAUAGUGACAGCAAGGUGUCAUUUGGAUCUGCAGUUUCACUUCAUGAUGAGAUGCUGGUGAUAAAUCCGAGGAAAACAAUUUCAGGAAUUCUUGAUUCAAGAUCGGUUGGAACCUGUGUGGUUGUAGCCAAAAUCGAUUCUGUUGAUUUGUCAAAAAAAUGGUACUAUGUUGCAUGCGAACUUUGCAAAAAGAAAGUUCAACCAUAUGGAGAUGAUUCUGAUGAUGAUGAUGAUGGUCUUCAACACAAACCUCGAUACAACUGCCCAAAACAUAAUGACAUCGAAGAUGUUAUCUACAAUUAUUUCUUGAUUCUGCGUGUCUCUGAUGAAUCAGAAGCAAUAACAAAGUUUCUUUUGUUUGACGGAACUGCAAAUAAACUCAUUGCAAGGCCCGCUUUAGAGUUAGUUGAAGAGGCUGCAGAGUCACCUAUUGUGAAGUUUUCUGAUCACGAGUGGGAAGCAGCAGAGGAAUUUUCAAGAACGCCUUCAUCCAGAAGAAGAGAAGAAACUUCGAGUUUGAUGUCAGUUGAGGAUCAGGGUUCUUCAACCAAAAAGCAGAAGAUGAUGCAAGUGAAAGUUGAGCAGCGUAAAAAGAAAUGAUUUAUUUUUGUUUUUUUACCGGUUUUCCGUUAUUUUCUCAUUAGCUUUAUUGAUUUGGUUUUAUAAUAAUUAGGAUCACUUAUGAUCUGCAUCAAUUGUUUCGUGGUAGCAUCUACUUCUUAUAUUCAGCUUAUUUUCCUAUUAAUAAAAAUAUGUUUUGUCUUUUUUUGUCACUUAAUUUAACUAUUUAAAUAAAAAAAAGUAAUAUCAGAAACAACAAAAAUGUUACUUAAACUGAUGUAUAAACACAAAAGUACAUUAAGAGAGUUAACAACAAACUGCCAUGCAAUGUACGUAAUUUUUGAUCAGAAUACUUUUUUGGAGAUAAUGGAAGGGAAAGACGCAGGAGUAGCGUAUAUAUUGGGAAAGUCUUACGCAAAGGCGAAGCAAUCUUCUUCCGUGUUGAAGAAGUUAGCGGUGAAUGUUAUGUUUGCGUUUAUGAACACGAAUUUUAGAGGAACAGAUGUUGUGGUUAAUCUUCCUCAUACUUCUCUGCUUCAAGUUGGGAUGGUUUAUUACGUCUGAAAGAGAGAGAGAAAGAUGUUUAGGAUAGUACUGUCCUGAAAUAAGCCUCCAUCAUGAAAAAAAAAAUUAUAUGUACGAUUUGAUUUUUAAUAAGAAUUUAUAAUUUUGCAAAAAAAAAAGGAAUACAAUCUAUGACAUUAAAAGUAAAUAUAUUUUUGCCUAUAUUUCACGAUUUUUCUAAACAAUAAAAUAGAAAGGUUUGUCUAUAUCCUAAAAAAAAAAUUACAACUCACAUAGAAACCGCAGAGACUUGCAAUUAAAAAGCUCUAAACAAUAAUUAGAUCUUCCGAAGCUCUAAUUGACUUGCGUAUAUCUGUUGACCCAUAAACAAUAAGGUCAAAACACAAAUACAAUGAAGCGUUCAAGCACAGAAUCAAACAAGCAAAACAGAAAACAUGGACCCCCAUAUCAAAAGCGUAAGUGAUAAUCUAUAUACUCUACAAAAAUAUGCAAUAAGUGCUUACUUCAGCUAUGUUCAUAG
Brassica rapa (field mustard) is the source of this 5712-nucleotide messenger RNA. RefSeq names its product replication factor A protein 1-like. The record is from RefSeq and is a predicted model, not a curated record. Lineage: Eukaryota; Viridiplantae; Streptophyta; Magnoliopsida; Brassicales; Brassicaceae.